Molecule: messenger RNA, 5599 nt
Organism: Notolabrus celidotus (New Zealand spotty)
Lineage: Eukaryota; Metazoa; Chordata; Actinopteri; Labriformes; Labridae
Gene: ppp1r16b
Product: protein phosphatase 1, regulatory subunit 16B
Exons: 11
Coding region: 336-2039 (567 amino acids)
Biological process (GO): regulation of sprouting angiogenesis; establishment of endothelial barrier
Cellular component (GO): cytoplasm
Molecular function (GO): protein phosphatase regulator activity; protein binding; enzyme inhibitor activity
Source: RefSeq, a predicted model, not a curated record
AGAGAUAGAGAGAGAGAAAGAGAGAGAGACUCUGCAGACACACACACUCUCCCGCACACACACUCAGUUUUUCUGAGCAGCCCAGCUGGCUCUGUACUAACGGGACAAGUUUAAACCUCCGGGAUAUCUGCCGGUUCUUCUCUUUUCCUCUCCCUCCAUGUGAGGCUCUGGACCCGGAGUGAGGUUUACCGCCUGCUAAGAGGAUGAUGAUGACAGUGAUGAUGGGAGGAGGCCACGGCCGAAGGUGCAGCCCCCGCUAGAGUCACACUCUCACCUCCAACUUCCCUCCUCUCUGCUACCAUCCAGUGCUCCUCCCUCCCCCCCGUUCUGGUGCCAUGGCCAACCACCUGGAGUUGAUCCAGGAGCUGCAACAGCUGGACAAGGUGCCAAGUCUAGAGAGGCUGCGGGCGGCCCAGAAGCGGCGAACCCAGCAGCUGAAGAGAUGGGCCGUGUACGAGAAGGAGAUGCAGAACAAGAAGAGGAAGGCCGACAAGAAGGGACGCAACGCCAACAACCUGCAGCAGUCGGAGAGCAAGAGGCGUGUGUCGUUCGCUGCCAGCGUGGCUCUGCUGGAGGCGUCGGCCAGGAAUGACCCAGAUGAAGUGCGUUACCUGCUGAAGAACAAUGUGAGUCCAGACCUCUGCAAUGAAGAUGGUCUUACUGCCCUGCAUCAGUGUUGCAUAGAUAACUACGAGGAGAUGGUGAAGAUCCUGCUGGACCGAGGAGCCAGCGUCAACGCUCAGGACAACGAGUUGUGGACGCCACUGCAUGCUGCUGCUACCUGUGGCCAUGCAGGACUCGUCAAGAUCCUCAUUGCACAUGGUGCAGAUCUUCUGGCAGUUAACUCUGAUGGGAACAUGCCCUACGACCUUUGUGAAGACGACCCAACACUGGACAUCAUUGAGACCGCCAUGGCCAACAGAGGUAUCACCCAAGAGAUGAUCAACGAGACACGGGCAUCGACAGAGAGGAGGAUGCUGGGAGAUAUUCAGGAGCUGCUGCGACUGGGAGAGGAGGUCAACCAACAGGACUCUCUGGGAGCCACACUGCUCCACAUCACAGCAGCAAACGGCUACGUGCAGGCUGCAGAGCUGCUGCUGGAGGGGGGUGCUCGCAUGGACCUCAGAGACUCAGAUGGAUGGCAGCCUCUCCAUGCUGCAGCCUGCUGGGGUCAGAUGCAUGUGGCAGAACUGCUGGUGUCUCAUGGAGCCAGUCUCAAUGCCAAGACCUUCCUGGAAGAGACCCCUAUCGACCUGUGUGAAGACGAGGAGUUCAGAGCCAUCCUGCUCGACCUGAAACACAAACACGACAUCAUUAUGAAGUCGCAACUCAAACACAAGACCUCACUGUGCAGGCGAACGUCCAGUGCAGGGAGUCGUGGAAAAGUUGUGCGGCGAGCCAGCCUGUCUGACAGACACAACCUGUGCCGUAAAGAGUACGAGACGGAGGCCAUCGUGUGGAGGGGAGGGAGGGAGGAGGAGGACGAAAAAGAGAAGGAGUCUGAUCAAGAGAACAAUCUGGUGGCUAACGUCAAGCCGGCCGUAGCUGUGGAGCUGGCAGACAAACCCAAGCUGCCCACCAUCCUCAAAGAUGGCAACGGCAAGCAGAACGGCCUCAUCUCCACGACGACGUCCGUGCCGCCGCCGCAGCAGCAGCAGCAGCAGCAGCUGCAGCAGCAGCUGCAGCCAUCCAACGGCAACACGCCAUCGUCUGAUAAGUCCGGGGUCAUCUCCGCCCAGCCCACCCAGGAGGAAGCCUGGCCGAGAGAGCGUGCUCAGACUCUGUCUGAGCUCAAGAAGCAGAGGGCAGCCGCCAAACUGUUGAAUCACCCUUUGUUUAACGGUCACCUUGGUAACGGCUCCACAGACUCCUUCUCUGAUGCCAAAAUCAACUCAGAUGACCCCCGCAUGCCGCUGGUCUCCUCCAACGGCAGCGCUGUUUACUACACCCCGGCCAGCGGCGACCCGCCCUUGCUCAAACUGAAACAGCCAAUUGAGGAGGAGCCGCCCAAGACGCGGACCUGCUGCUGCGUGUCGUAGCGUCCCGGUCAUGUGACUGUCGAUGGAACAGGAAGUGUUUGCACAGAGAGGAGGGAUGCAGGGAAGGUGCUGCAGGGAGGGAGGAAGGAAAGAUGAAGUUUUCUAUUCUUGAGCGUCCUUUUUUGUCCCUUCCUUUAAACUUCUCCCCGGAGCUUAUGGUCGGCUCCUAAAGGGCGUUUUCCUCUUACCUUCCUUUCAUGUGACCCGUCCCCAAACACAGACACGUUUCAAGUCAAGCAGAGAAGAGGAAAGAAAUGAAACUGUGACACUUUUUCUUCCUGAUGUUCCUUGGAGUAAAGUUCCCUUUUUUAAAUGAGGAGUCUCCGUAUAAGAAAUGCCAAACGGACAAUAAGAGUGCACGAAGCUCUUACUCCGGCUGAGAAUGGAGGUGUGGACAGUUUUUAAACUUUUCACCAGGAGAGAGAAUUUUAAACCAGAAAUGCACAGAAGGUCUCAAGGUACAAGAAGCACGUUCUGCCUUCACAGAUGAAGACAGAAUAGUUAUUUUUUCCUCCCACACAUGGACGGUUAUCAUGUUAUUAAAGAAGAUUUUCCUGCAGGACAAACUCACAUUGUUGUCACACCAUUGUUCAGCGUUUUAGCCAUAUUUUUUUUUCUAUCAUUUUCAGAUGAGCAGGAAUACAGCUCCAGAUGUCUCAAGAUGUUUUUUAUGACAUUUUCAUCUUAAUCUUCAUAUCAGCGACAGCAAAACGUAGCAACAAGAGAUGAGUGACAUCCCUUUUCAUACUGAAAUGCUGCCUGCACAAGCAAAGGGAAGGAACGCCAUAAACAGUGUUAAAAUAUUCAGGAAGUGUACUUGUACAGCGAGAGAUAUCAGCACAGAUUAAAGUAGAGAGCUAGUAUUAUACUUCACCUCACCGUCCUCUCAUGUCGAACCUGAACUGACAGCUCAUGCUCUUUUAUGCAUAACCCACUUAUGUGCUGUGUGGCUAAGAUAAUUUAAGCAAACAUGGUAAAAGAUGAUCAUUUCCUUAUUUAUGAAGUUAAUGUAAUGUAAACAAAGUAUAUUAUGGUUCCUAAAGUUGAGUGUAUUUAUUAUUUGGAUGGUGUGUGGAGAGUGUGAAUGCAAUAUAAGAUGAGCUGGGGAGUUUUCCAGCAAAGCACCUUCUGACAGCGAGAAUCAAACAUUCAACAGAUGAAAUGAAGGAAAGGUUCCUGUCUGCUAAAAUGUUAUUAAAUCACACCAACAAGCCAUCCUACGAUGAGUCCGAGGAUGGUUUCCAGAUCUGUGUCACUACAAAUAACGGCGUUAUCUGUCCAUGUUUUGUUUGGUUCCGUUUUUCUCUUGUGGCCAUUGUGUGGCUCUGUCUUCUUCCAGUCACUGUAUUUGUCUCUUUAACAGAAAUUAUAAAUGUUAUGUAAUGAACUGUAAGUAUAGUAUGAGACUCUAUGCUUGCCACAGUUAUUAUUUUUUUUUAAUAUUAAUCCAUGGAAUGAUCCAUGGAAUUGGUAUGUAGUGAGCCAACGCCAGGUGUCCCUGAAUGCAUCAUGAGUCCAACAGGAAGUAUGACCUUUCCAUCUCCAAAAGCCACAACAAGAAGAAGUUUCUCAGCUCAGUUAAAUCAAAUAUUUGAUCAUUUGGGAAAUAAAUUCAUUCUCUCUCUUGCUGAGCGUUGCAUGAGAAAAUUGAUACCACCGUCAUGUCUAUAUGCUGCAUCUGUAGCGAGCAGCUUGUUAGCCUAGCUUAGCAUAAAGAGAGUAGCCUGGUGGAGUUAACAGCCUUUUUCUUCAAACAAUAACACAUACUGCAGCAUGCAACAUGCAUCAUAGCAUGGCCUCUUGCUGUGCAGAUGACUGUGGGUCAGAACAGCGGAUGAGUCAUGCUGGAUUGACUGCCAUAAAGCAAGACUGGAUGAAGUAUGACAUCCAGACAUUUUAGGCUUUUGACACAGAUUUGUUAUGUCAAACUAAUAUUUUUUGAUACAUGUUUUUUAACUUUACUUACUUUUGCCAUCUCAGUACAUUCGGUUGCUGUAGAGAGCUGUCUGAGUACAGUCCUGCCAGAGGUUUCUGGCUGUUAGAGGGAGGUUCCUCAUUGCCACCGCCACCAAAAGUGUAUUCAAAUGGUGCUUUCUAGACUAAGGUAACUUAUAUAACUUGAUAUGGUUUGGUGCUGUUUGAACAUUUAAUUGAUCUAACCAGAAAAAGCCUCACUGAGAUUAAAAAUCUCUUUUACAAGAGUGCCCUGGUCAAGAUUGGCGGCAGCACAUUCCAGCAAAGUUACAGACGUACAACACAUACCAUUUCAAACACACGCCAACACAUCCUGGAUCACAUAACAGGAAGUCAUCAGUCAAAGCAUCUCCAGCCUGAUCUAUCUUCCUCCAUUUCAGACGCACUCGAAUACAUUUAGAAGACCAGAGAAACUUACACCUGGCUCACCUAAAAGCAAUACUAUCCUUCAGUUUUAAACAUUUACUGAGGCAGGUUGGCUGAACUAAGCCAAUAGCUUUGUAUGUUAUUAAAAAUAUAUAAGUGUGGUUUCAGUCUCUUUACCCAACCCUCUGCAAGAAAGAGAAUCUGUAAUUUCCCCAAAACGUGUAACUCCUUUGAUCGAACAUCUUCUCCUUUAAUCUCUGUGUGAGUGCCAAAGAGUCUUCCACCAUUUUAAACGUAACCUUUAGGGAGAUUUGAAACAUUUGGGGAAGGCUUUCUCUCCCAUUAAGAUCUUUUUUUUCUGACAUGUGAUUACCCACAAUGCAAUUACCACUGUAUCCCUACAACAUCAACUGUACAGUGUCAAAUAUUUGUACAGGUGCGUUUGUAAAUAUGUUUGUAUCAGUAUUCUCUUAUCUGUUCCCAUGAACUGCAUUUACAUGUGUGUGUGUUGUUACCAUGGAGGAUUUUGUAGGAGAUUGCCCACACGAUGAAGAGUGUUGGCGGACGUUUGGUUGUUGAGGGGGUAAAACUGUGAUUCUGUGUAGACCCUUUAAGUAUCUCAGCAGUCUAAAAUCGUUCAGUGAAGUUGAUGCUUCUUGCUUCCAUGAUCACAAUGACCCCCCACCCUUGUGUUGCGGUGACCAAUGUCUGCGUGACUCCUCUGUGUAAAGUUCAGCUAACGUCAGUUUAAAUGUUGCUCACAGAAUUAUGUUUUUAACCCAGUAUGAGGAAGUACAAAUCAAGCCACAGUCAAAGAUAAAGAUAUUUCCCCUUUUUUAGUUCCUUAGGUAAGACAGUGACAUCAUCUUGUUUUGAGUCAGCUGAAAUUCAUUGAAGUUCCUCAAGUUCAUGCCUGUCCUGGCCCUAUACGAUCAAUUACAUUUACAUUUCAGAUCUGCCUUUUUAUGACUUAGAUUUGAUUACAGUGGAUUGUAACUUUUGACUGCUGCCCGGUCAGUAUUAGCCGUAUAGGGACGGUCACCUGUUGAAAAAGUACCUUGUAUCCUCAGAUCUACAGAUCAAAGCUUCUGUUUGUCUGCGAGCCUUGUUGUCUGUAAGGAUAAGGAUAAAGACAAAAAACUACUGAUUUUGUAAUUACUGGAAUAUAUUGAUGGUUGCAUUAACAUAUUUUGAAUAAAUUGUAUAUUUUGAGAAUUUUA